GGCAGCCAAAACAUUACAGAAUAAUGGGCCUUGAAUGGAAAAACCUAAUUUAUAAAAAACGUAUCAUCUUCAAUCUCAAGCCAUUCACUCGUUAAACCCUAGCCCCGCCGCCCGAUUCUCUCUGUGCACCCAGCAAUGCCGCCGAAGUUCGACCCAUCUCAAGUCGUCGAUGUAUUCGUCCGCGUCACCGGCGGUGAGGUCGGAGCCGCCAGUUCCCUCGCCCCUAAGAUCGGUCCCCUCGGUCUCUCCCCAAAGAAGAUCGGCGAGGACAUUGCCAAGGAGACAUCGAAGGACUGGAAGGGCCUCCGCGUCACCGUCAAACUCACCGUUCAGAACCGUCAAGCGAAGGUAUCAGUCGUUCCUUCUGCCGCCGCUCUGGUCAUCAAGGCCCUGAAGGAGCCAGAGCGCGACCGUAAGAAGGUCAAAAAUAUAAAGCACUCCGGAAACAUCUCCCUCGACGAUGUGAUCGAGAUCGCGAAGAUCAUGAGGCCGCGGUCCAUGGCGAAAGACUUGAGCGGCACCGUUAAAGAGAUUCUCGGGACGUGUGUGUCGGUUGGGUGCACAGUAGAUGGGAAGGAUCCGAAGGAAUUGCAGCAAGAGGUUUCCGAUGGAGAGGUAGACAUUCCUUUGGACUGAAAUGCCGUUUAGAUCUCAAGAGAUAUAGAAACUCUCUGUUUACUUUUUCUUCAUUCCUUGUAAGAGUUUUGGCUGAGAAAAUGUGGUUUUCUCCUUUCAGACUUUUAGCAGCAGCUUCUCCUAUGCUCCACUAUUGGAGUAUUGCUUGAUGAUUGUUAAAAACUGAUGAGACAUUUGCUUGAAUGAAAAAAUGUUUUAUCAGAUAAUUUAAUUUUCAAUUCAUAAUGCAAUCAUACCCUUACCCGAUUGUUACUGCAUUGGGAUUGAAUACAAAUGUGGGAAAACGUUAUAAGUGCAUAGAAAUCUUGCAUGUUGAAUGUAUUUUAUUUCCA
Messenger RNA from Cuscuta epithymum, 968 nucleotides. NCBI's taxonomy places the organism in Eukaryota, Viridiplantae, Streptophyta, Magnoliopsida, Solanales, Convolvulaceae. The record is from the annotation of a GenBank genome assembly.